GGCCUACCAAUGCCUACCCUUGGGCUGCCAUGGUCCAAUCAGUAGUUCUAUUCUUAAGAACAAUGCGCAUGAAUUGUGACAUUCGGGGAUGAAUUGCCACUCCUCAUUCUUCUUCAGCUCUUUUCAAGAAAUUCUCUUUUCCAUGAAUGUCAGACGCAUCUUUGGACGAUCCGUGUAGCCCUGCAGAUCAUCCUCCUGUUCUUGAUGAGAAUGACAUGGUGCAAGAGAACUUCCAGAGGCCUAAACCUGGAAGGAAGAUAUUAAUAAACGACAAAGGUGAACAUAUUUUGGAAUCUGGGCAUCAGUCCCAACCGGAUGAGGAGCACAGUGAAGCCAUGAGGCAUAGACAUUUGAAUGCUGAUAUCGAUUUUGAUAAUGAUCGAUUCCCCUUCAGCCUAGUUUGGACAUCCAUCCCACUCUUGACGUGGUUUUUCCCAUUUAUUGGGCACAUGGGGAUAGCAACAUCCAAUGGCAUAAUCCGAGACUUUGCUGGACCCUAUAUGGUAUCUGAAGACCAGAUGGCCUUUGGAAGGCCCAUGAAAUAUGUUGUAAUGGACCCUCUUCUUGCACGAGGGGGUGCAGAUGGCUGGGACCGGGCAAUAUUUGAAGCCUCUGAAGAGUACAAGACUCGAAUGCACAAUCUCUGUUGGGACAACUGUCAUUCACAUGUGGGCAUGGCCUUGAGUCUCAUGGAAUAUGAUGGUGGAACUCACUUCAGCAUGGUCUACUUAGUCUGGCUUUUUAUUGUCAGAUCAAAAUAUGUCAGCUGGAAAGCAGUCCUGAUGACCUGGCUACCAUUUUGCUUAUUUGUAAUCUUCAUAACCCUCAUUGUGAUUGUGCCCAUGAGGUCUCUGUGAUACUGCAAUUUGUCAUCAAUGCUAUGCAUCCUUCCAUGAAUAUGAUCCAUGUAGAGGAUUUUCUUAAGGUGAUAAUUUCAUUGUAAUGGUUGCAUUGGUUUAGCAUGAAGCAAUAAUUGAGGACCCAUUCUUCUCAGUUGUGUGAACCUGAGGAUGUACUGUUCCCCCCCCCCCCUUUAAAUUCAUAUAUCAAGAGAUAUAUUUUAACUUCCUGCAGGUCAUUUUUUGUCAUUUGAGCUUCAAAAUAAAGAUGGAAUGCAUGAAGAAAAAGUCAAUAAAAUGGG
This is a messenger RNA of Darwinula stevensoni, 1141 nucleotides long. Lineage: Eukaryota; Metazoa; Arthropoda; Ostracoda; Podocopida; Darwinulidae. The record is from the annotation of a GenBank genome assembly.